CAUAAGCCUAAAAUUAGAGGACAAUUAACUGCUCAUCCAUUGCACACUCGGUCAGCAUGGGGUGCUGGAAGACCUUGGGAAUAAUUGCGCAGACCAAUAAAUUUACAGAGAUGCUUUAAUCCUGUCUCCCUCCCUAAAGUGUUCUGGAACCUAUCAUUUGAAUUAGCCGAGUCAGGGAGGGAGGGGGCGGGGUGUCCUUCCCCACUUCUUAGGAGGGGCUGCAUUGCAGGGGGAGACUGAGCCGACACCGACAGACUCCGUCACUGAGGAGGGAGAGGGAGUAAGAAGACAAAGCCGUCCAAGCCCCAACGGCUUUCUUUUUGUCCAGCCCAGAGCAGACACCGGAGCCCCCGAGGUACUCCCUCCAUCUUUGGAACACGCUAGUAAUUCAUUGAUAACAGGAAGUUAUGAGGGACCCUGUGAGUAGCCAGUACAGCUCCUUUCUUUUCUGGAGGAUGCCUAUUCCAGAACUGGAUCUGUCGGAGCUGGAAGGCCUGGGUCUGUCAGAUACAUCUGCCUACAAGAUCAAGGACAGCAGCGUUGGCAAAAUGACCGGGCAAGCAACUGAAGCAGAGCAGGAGAAAAACCCUGAAGGCGAUGCCCUCCUUGAGUACAGCACCUUCAACUUCUGGAGAGCUCCCAUUGCCAGCAUCCACUCCUUCGAAUUGGACUUGCUCUAAGCCCAAGACUUCUCUUUCCCACCACCUUGCCCUCAUUGUCAUCCCUUUCAAGCCCCUUCCUUUCCACUCUUUUCCCCUAUUAAUCUUGCUCUCUCCCCUCUAUUGUGUUGAGGUGGUGGGGAUGAAUCUGCUUAGACUUGUCUUGUGUUAUUUAUUUAUUUAUCUAUCUAUUUAUCUGUCUUUCUUUCUUUCUUAUCACUUUCUCUCAAAAGCCCUCAAGUCACAAAGUAAAGGGUUCAAGCAAUGGAGUAUUGGGUCACAAGGAUUCCUCCUUUCCCCCGCAGAUAUUAAUUCCAGAAAACAGUCUUGAUGGGGGCACUAGAGCAUAGUAUAGCAGUGCAGUAGAGGAAAAUGGAGGACUGAUUUUUCACUUCAUUUUAAUCUGCUUCAGAGAUUGCCCAAACCUUCCUAAUUUCCUCCUCCAGGCCAGUAAACACAAAUAUUUCCUCAAGGGUUGAUGAAGACCUUGUAAGUUUUAAUUUGGGAUUAUCUGCUACAAGACAGUAGGAUUUCUAAAAGGCUAAGGUGAUAAGUAAGACUCUUUUUUGAUCUUAGCUUCUUGUAAUACACUCCUUUCUCAGAGAAAUUGGGAGUAAAGGUAUAAAACAAGAGGAAAUAAUACAUCAUAGAAAAUGAAAAUAGGGGAAAGCACUGAAUCAUUUCAGAAAUAGCUAAGCUCUCUGAAAAGGGUGUUCCUUCUUCAAGCCUACUCACUUCACAACUUUGCUCCUGUAGGUUGAAAACUAUAGCUGAAGAAACUCUCUCUGAUUUCAAAUCUUAAGAUGCAAUCUUGCUGACUAUUAUGAUAAUUUGUGAAGUUCUGAUUCUAUUGCUAAAAGGCAAGGGGUUUGGUUCUUAGUAUUUUAGUCUUGCCCUCCUACAUUUGCAAUGUAUAAUACUGAUCAAUGGGCCUCAGGCACAGUUCUUCAGCUACCUUGAGACCAUGAAGUGAACAAUUAUAUUCUAACCCUACAACUUGUCCCCACUGCUUCCCAAAAUUAUUGCUGCUGAUUUGUGCUGCCAUUUACUCAUUUCUUUAAUAAAGACAUUCAAUCCCA
Molecule: messenger RNA, 1738 nt
Organism: Ceratotherium simum simum (southern white rhinoceros)
Lineage: Eukaryota; Metazoa; Chordata; Mammalia; Perissodactyla; Rhinocerotidae
Gene: MLLT11
Product: MLLT11 transcription factor 7 cofactor
Biological process (GO): positive regulation of DNA-templated transcription; apoptotic signaling pathway; positive regulation of mitochondrial depolarization
Cellular component (GO): nucleoplasm; cytosol
Source: RefSeq, a predicted model, not a curated record